Messenger RNA from Coccidioides immitis RS, 2704 nucleotides. Its product is annotated as E3 ubiquitin-protein ligase. The transcript is spliced from 3 exons. Bases 308 to 2683 code for a protein of 791 amino acids. The record is from RefSeq and is a predicted model, not a curated record. Lineage: Eukaryota; Fungi; Ascomycota; Eurotiomycetes; Onygenales; Onygenaceae. Gene Ontology annotation, molecular function: zinc ion binding.
ACCACCAUCACCACCGCUUCCACCUCCAACGGUGACGGUAGGUCCGGGCAGGGCCAUCCAACUUUCUUCGAUAUCAUCAUUCUGCCAAGCUCAGCCUAGGCUAACUUUAGUCCACAAAGCUCAAACCUUUUCCAUCCUGGAGCUUAGGCCUAUUUUUGUCAGGCCUUGGUCGAAACUCAACCUUGCUUCCAAGCUGUAUGUGACAUGUGAUACCCGCCAAUUCUAGGUACAACUACCAAGAGCUCGCAGCCGCUACCAGGUAAUAAGCCCACAGACAAACUCCCCAGGUUGCUUGACAACGAGGUACAUGCAACUGGCACUCGUGGGCCUCGAACUUGGUAACUUUUCUCUGCCCUGUCUCUCAUCUACCAUUCGGCCUCUGAUUGUCUUUUCGUUUCUUCCUUUUCGGCCUUUCAUAUCAUAUCAUGUCGUUCGAGGAUUCAAAGCCAUCAUCUGUAGCAGCUUGCAACUAAUGCUUCUUAUUAUCCUUUCCUUCGUAUUUCGAAGACUGCCUCUUUUGGGUUGGAUAUAUGGCCCUCUGAUUUCCAUAGCCAUGAGGUUGACCAGUCUGACUCGAUUAAAGGAGAGACAAGCCGCAAGACUCAGCAUGAAACGGAGACACGACGCUUUUCAGGAAACUCUUUCCGCCGCUGCCGCCGGUCAACCUGCCGCUAUGACGCCCGGGAAUGAGGUGCUUCGCCCUCUCGCUGCCUCUGACGGUGUUUCCGCCGAAGCAGGCUCUCUCUGGGCUCUAAUUCUCACAGUUUUCCCGGACAUUUGCCCGCACUACGUCGAAGGGGUCUAUCAAGCAGAGCAGAAACGCAUUAGAGCCUUUCCCGACGAUGCAGUGUUGAUCAAUGCGAUCCUCGAAGCCGGACCUUACCCCACCUUACAGGAGCGGAAGCGCAGAAAGAUUGAAGAGAAAGAGAAAAAUAAGGGCAAGUGGUCUCCAGAUGACGGGGUUGUGAGGGAUAAACACUAUUAUAAUUCUGCUCGAGCGCUUCUGCGUCUUGACUACCCGGAUAUCCCUGUGCAGUUUUUAAAGUCAACGCUCCAGCGUCACAUAACUCUGUACGCCGCAUACCAACAUCUUUAUUACCUCGAUUCUAAUUAUACCAACCUCGCCGACGUGCCAUACGGGCGUCUGAAAGUUGCUAGUAGACGCGAGAAGAUGCCACUUUUUGAACGCUCUCGCCUUGCCAAGGCCCACAGAGAUACUCUGACACAUGAAUUUCAGGAUGCAAGAAAUAUGCGCGUCCAGAAAGAAGAGAAGGAGCGUAAGCAAGCAGAAGCGGAUAAGUUAGAAGCAGCAAACGAGGCAGCCCACGCGGCCACUGGAGGUCUCAUGGAAUGUCAAUGCUGUUAUACUGACGCUCCCAUUAACCGCAUGAUCCCCUGUGCCGGUGACCAAUCCCAUUUUUUCUGCCAGUCUUGCAUCAAGGCAAAUGCAGAAACCCAAAUUGGGUACAUGAGAUACGAAAUCCAUUGCAUGGACACAAGCGGCUGCAACGCUUUGUUUUCUCAGGUUGAACUUGCGGAUAUCCUUGGUACUGCGCUGAUGAGAAAAAUUGACGAUCUCCGUCAACGCGAUGAAAUCGAAAAAGCUGAAAUUGAUGGGCUGGAAGAGUGUCCCUUUUGCGAUUUUAAAGCCAUCUACCCUCCAGUCGAAGAAAACCGCGAGUUUCGCUGCUUGAAAUCUGAAUGCUGGAAAGUGAGUUGCCGCUCAUGCAAGGGGGAGAGUCACGUCCCGAAAACUUGCGAUGAAGCCCGGAAGGAAAAGAACAUUCCUGUGCGCCACAAGAUUGAAGAGGCCAUGAGCGAGGCUAUCAUCCGCAUAUGCCCUAAUUCUAAAUGUAAGAUGCCUAUUGUUAAGGCGGACGGUUGCAACAAGCUGUAUUGCACGAAAUGCCGGUGGAUAAUGUGUUAUGUUUGCAAAAAAGAUAUUUCAAAGGACGGAUACCACCAUUUCACCGGCAAAGGCGGCUCAUGCCCCCUGCAUGACUACGCUCCAUCCGAGGGUCGUCAUUAUCAGGAGGCAGCCCUAGCCCAAAAGACAGCAACCGAAGAAGCGCUGAAGUCUCACCCAGAAUUGAAGGAAACCGACCUUGAAGUAGACCUACCAAAGACCACCUUUGCUGAUAUACCAGGACAAAACAUACUAGGUCUCCCAUUGGUAAAUCAGCUAUACGCCGCUAACGGUCCAGGUGCGCCACGAGUUCAUGGCCAUCAACCUGGCUUUCUUGAACGUGCUGGUAAUCAGAAUUUUCUCCCUGCUCUUCCGCAGGAGUACUUUCAGGACGACAUGGCAGAACAACCGUUCCAACAUGGUGUUCCAUGGGAUGGUGGCCCACGACCAGCUCCGGUCGUCCAAGAAAACGCCCAACCGGCGGUUAACAAUACCAACCAGCAACCUGCUGUGGGAGGACAGCUUCGCCAACGCCUUUUUGAAGAACAACGUUUCCAGCGUAACCCGGCUAAUGGCGCUAUCCCCGCUGUACGCCCAGCAGAUCUUGUUAAUACCCACGCCGCAUUGCCGGUCAAUGACGAUUUCGAAGGCCUGAAGCUCCUUCAAGACCGAUACGUCGGGCGAUUAAAUGAUCCUUUCGGAGCAGAUGCUCUGAACCAGUUUGCUAACGAAGUGAGACCCAUGAUAGACUGGCCAGAUGAUAAUUUCCUAAUAUAAAUGUAUGUUUGAGAACAAAAA